AUUCAUUGUAGUUGCUGUGCCGCGUUGAGUUGCGGUGGUGAAUACGGAGCCGUAGAUGGAUCUGAGUUGGUGUUGCCACACCUCAAAAGUUCAUGGUUGCAGCAGUUUACAUUUUACUUGCAUGGUACUACGUUGUCAUUGGAUAAAAGAUUGUUGGCGCCUUAUUGUUUACCAAAGAUCUAUUUUGACCAUCGUCUCUAGCUUCCGUACAACUGUUCACGCGCUUCAUAAAAAGUUCACCUACAAUCCCUCCUUUCCUUUGUUGAGUGGAUCUCGCCUGGGCGUUCCUUCCUGUCUUUCCCCACACUCUACACUUGAGCUCUUAAUCCCAUUUCCAUCCCCACCUUCCAACCCGCCUGCAACUGCCUCCAGCUGCUUUCUUCAACCUCCUUCCCCACACUCUGCUUCGACCCCAGAUCUGCCUUGGCCCGGAUCAGUACCGAUUUCAUCGGGAAUCCUUCGUCCAUCUCCACAGCUGCUUCUCUCAAUCGCGCAAACAACUAUCUUGUCUUUGCUACCGCGUUCUACCCAAGUCAAGUAAACCAAAACAUUCAAUACAACCCGCCAAGUCAAUCAACAAGAUGGCCGGCGGAGGUUUGGUUGCGACGAGUGACCCGUCUCGUAUUGAGGCGCCAGUGACCUUGAAGGUAUAUUGAAUAGUUCGCUAGUGAUACGUAACUACAGCGACAGCUACUAACAUGAUAUUUACAGGGUUACUUGAUGUGUGUCUUCGCCUCAUUUGGUGGAAUCUUCUUUGGCUUUGAUUCUGGUUAUAUUUCUGGGGUCAUGGGAAUGCCAUACUUCAUCAAUCUCUACACCAACAAGCCAAUCCCAGGUCCAGAUGCCACCGACGCCGAAAAGAAGGACUUUGCGCUGCCAGCCAAGGACAAGUCACUCAUCACUUCAAUUCUUUCUUGUGGUACUUUCUUUGGAGCUCUCAUUGCCGGUGAUCUUGCAGAUUGGUAUGUGCAUAUUAGACCUAAUCCUAAUUCACUCAUCACAACCAAUACUCCCUCUCUGAAGGCGCUCUAAGCACAUGCCUAACUUUUCUUUCUAGGUUUGGUCGUCGUACUACGAUUAUCAUUGGCUGUGGUAUCUUCAUUAUUGGUGUCAUUCUACAAACUGCCUCCACUGGACUCGGUCUCCUUGUCGCUGGUCGUUUAAUUGCUGGAUUUGGUGUUGGUUUCGUGUCUGCAAUCAUCAUCCUCUACAUGUCCGAAAUAGCCCCCAAGAAAGUCCGUGGAGCUAUCGUUUCUGGCUAUCAAUUCUGUAUCACAAUUGGUAUUUUGUUGGCAUCUUGUGUUGAUUAUGGUACCCAAAAUUUCAUGAAUACAGGAUCCUAUCGUAUUCCUAUCGCUAUACAGAUGCUCUGGGCUCUUAUCCUUGCUGGCGGUCUCUUUCUUUUACCAGAGUCUCCUCGUUAUUUCGUCAGAAAGGGCAACUUGGAAAAGGCAGCACAUGUCUUGCACCGUCUUCGUGGUGAACCCGAAGGCUCGGCAUACAUUCAACAGGAACUGGCUGAAAUCGUCGCCAACAAUGAAUAUGAGAUGUCCGUUAUUCCUCAAGGCGGUUACUUCAGUACGGUAAGCAGCCUUUUUGCCUCUUGUCACUUCCGCAUAUUUGAAUUUUCAAGAAGGUUAUUCCUCACUUCGACUUUUUACCGCAUGAAUUAACACGAAGCUGAUAUCCUUGUAGUGGAUGACUUGCUUUUCGGGUGGUCUUAGUAAUGCAUCCUCCAAUCUGCGACGUACGAUUCUUGGUACUUCUCUCCAGAUGAUGCAACAAUGGACUGGAAUUAAUUUCAUUUUUUACUUCGGCACUACCUUCUUCCAGGAGCUUGGCACCAUCAGCAAUCCAUUUUUGAUUGGUUUGAUCACAACUUUAGUCAACGUCUGCUCAACUCCUCUCUCCUUUUGGAUUGUAGAGCGAUUUGGCCGUAGACCGAUCAUGAUUUGGGGUGCCUUGGGCAUGUUAAUCUGCGAGUUCAUUGUCGGUAUUAUUGGUGUUACAGCUGGACGUCCAAGUCAAAGCAACCAGUCUGCUGUUUCCGCACAAAUCUCAUUCAUUUGCAUUUACAUUUUCUUCUUUGCAACAACUUGGGGCCCUGGUAGGAAUCUCUUUGCUCUCUGACCCAACGACUGGCUAACAUUUCUUUAGGCGCAUGGGUGCUCAUCGGCGAGAUUUUCCCCCUCCCAAUCCGCUCUCGAGGUGUCGCUCUCUCCACUGCCUCCAACUGGCUUUGGAACUGUAUCAUCGCAGUCAUCACCCCGUACAUGGUUGGCACAAACAAGGGCGAGGCAAAUCUAGGUUCUAGAGUCUUCUUCGUUUGGGGAUCACUUUGUACCGCUUGUUUCGUUUAUGCGUUUCUGUUGAUACCUGAGACAAAGGGUCUCUCCCUCGAGCAAGUCGACCGCAUGUUGGAGGAAACUACACCCAGAACCAGUGCCAAGUGGAUCCCACAUACUACAUUUGCUGCAGAUAUGGGCAUGGUUGAUAAGACCGAAGAGUCUGCGGCAGUCAAAGAGGAGGGUGUUACUAGAGCAGAACACAAGGAUGUUGUUUAGGGUGAUCUUCUUACACUAGUAGCAUCAUUCUCAUUCCAUUCUUUCAUGUAGUACUUUUACGGAUGGGGUAAUAUGGAUGGUUGAUUGGUGGAUACAUUAAUGGGCGGAAUUUGCGGUUGAUUUUCAUACAAGCAGAAAUACAGGCAUUACUUAUGAUGGCAAUUGUAUGUGUGGAAAUGGGGUGGCGGGAAGGAAGAGGAGGAUAUACCACGUCAUCGUUAUUUUUUUCUGCUUGUGUUUUUUAAUGCUUGUGGUUAGGGUAGAUAGUUAAUCGGGGCUAAGUAGGUGAGAGAAUGGAAUA
This is a messenger RNA of Hymenoscyphus albidus, 2865 nucleotides long. The record is from the annotation of a GenBank genome assembly. Lineage: Eukaryota; Fungi; Ascomycota; Leotiomycetes; Helotiales; Helotiaceae.